GUGGGUACGUGCCUGGCGUGAUGGAAUCAACAUGAACAUCAACCUGGCGGUGAAGCAACAGUGCGGUGGACAUACGAGCAGAGAGCUUCGUAUAACCAUUCCGAUGAAGAUGGCGUCUGUCGGCACCAAAUCUCCCGCCAAGGCUUCGUCAAAGGCACAGGGCGAUGUGUUGUCUCGGGCAAGCGGAGCGGAGCCGUCGGGCAAGGUUCAGCGUGCCUACUCGCCACCAUGCACCAGGUCCCAGAUAGAACGCUUUGCGAAGCAGCUGAAGUUCUACGAACAGCUCCCAGAAAAGCGCAUGUCCAGACACGCUCGAGAUCGCCCCAAGCUGAAGGCCGUUGAGAACCGCCGACAGGAUGACGCAGGGAAGCAUGGUCAGAAGCAGAUGUCACCCACAAAGAACGGGCAAGAGGACGAAGCCAGCAGGGAAGAGUUCAGCUGAGUUAGCGCUGGAU
Dermacentor silvarum is the source of this 455-nucleotide messenger RNA. RefSeq lists its product as uncharacterized. The record is from RefSeq and is a predicted model, not a curated record. The transcript is spliced from 2 exons. Lineage: Eukaryota; Metazoa; Arthropoda; Arachnida; Ixodida; Ixodidae. Bases 32 to 442 code for a protein of 136 amino acids.